Messenger RNA from Gongylonema pulchrum, 417 nucleotides. Lineage: Eukaryota; Metazoa; Nematoda; Chromadorea; Rhabditida; Gongylonematidae. The record is from the annotation of a GenBank genome assembly.
AUGGUGCUGGAAAUUCUGACUUCACGAUUGGCCUCCUGGCCGGAACCACUACUCAUUUUUCGCUCAGCAGAAUUUAAUACAGCUCUAUCGUUAUCACUGGCGUUGCUUCUAACUAUUUACGGUUUUGCCGUCACUCAAUCAGCACCUGUGGUAAAUCGGGUAAAUGUUGGGAUCCAGAAUCUCCCAGAAUCGUUACAUGGAUUCACAAUUGUUUUGCUAGCAGAUAUUCAUGUGGGUCCCACCGUCGGUCGUAAACGUGUUGAAGAAAUUGUCGCAAAAACGAAUGCUUUACAACCGGAUAUGGUCGCUAUUGCGGGUGAUUUAGUUGAUGGAUUUCUUCCAAAUUUGGCACCUCGAGUAAUGCCAUUGGUUAAUCUGAAAUCAAAAUACGGAACAUACUUUGCUACGGGUUUGUGA